Molecule: messenger RNA, 3109 nt
Organism: Exaiptasia diaphana
Lineage: Eukaryota; Metazoa; Cnidaria; Anthozoa; Actiniaria; Aiptasiidae
Product: zinc finger protein 888
Exons: 3
Coding region: 248-2275 (675 amino acids)
Cellular component (GO): nucleus
Source: RefSeq, a predicted model, not a curated record
CGAAUUGYGAACACGUUCAKSAAGUGAUCUCACAUCUCCGCUAUUUUGAUGAUUAUGUCUUUAACUGUACWGUAGACUGUGAAUUAUUUUAUAACUGUAAUAUGUAAAAGAUUCUAGUAUGAUAUAUUUGAAGUCCCUUCAUCUUGAGCGAAUCUGUGGAAAACGAUUUYUCUCGACAUUGUUCAAGGCCGAGAUAGUUUCGAAGGAGAUUCCCCGAAUUGCAGGAUUGUAACUACUGAUCUAUAAUAUGUCAAAAGAGAACAACAACCAAUCUCAUCCAUAUCCUUCAAACAUGCCAUUUAGAAUGGGAUUACCAAUUCCAGUCUUUCCUCCUCAUAUGGGACAGUUUAUACCAAUGGGAGUAAUGCCAGUCAAUGGUAGCUUGCAAGGUUAUAUGGGAGAUGCAUCAAAGAGUGGUGUUCAUAGUAUUCUUCCUGGUUCACCAUUUGAWCACCAAUCAACACCAAAACAUUCUGAGAGUUCUAUGUUAACACCAACAAAUAGUCAAACUUCUCCAAUAUUGAAUGCAGAAACAAGUCAAUCUGGUCCUUUUCCAAGUGGGACAGAUACCAAAGAAGUCCUUUAUCCUCCAAUGCUUGGACCAUUUGGUAGAGCAGUUGUACCAAUGAUGCCUUCAGUUGUUUUUCUACCAUAUUUUCCUGGAUUUACUGGACUAAUUCCAAAUUAUUCUCAAUAUCCUUCUAUUAAAAGUUCAAAUCUACCACCAAAAGACUUYGAAAGUAAUCAAGAMAAAAACUCCAACAAUAAGACAGAGUCUAAUAUUUCUGAGACAGGCUCAGAUGAACUUGAUGUGGCACAAAUUCUUGUUGAUAUGCAAGGUCCUUCAAAAUAUAACACAGACUUUGAACAGAGAUCUGAAGCUGAUAACGAAUUAAGUCAUGAAUCACAAAGUGGUGUUUCARUUGCUCAUUUGCCAAGUYCUUGUCACCAAAGUUUAAAUAAUGAAGUUGAAAUGAAUAAUGAAGAAAAAUCUGAAAAUUCAAAUGAUGCUGAACAAAGUAGUGUCAAUGAAUGUAUUGUUGAAGAAAUUGAUAGUGGUCAACAACCCAUWAAUGAAAAUGAUGAUGCUCCAUUAGAAAUGAACAUUGAACAUAGUAGUUCCAACAGCUUCAAGGAMACACCRAUUCAAUUGGACAACACAGAGAAGGYUUCACAUACUGAGAUAAAAACUGAAAACAAAGAAUGUAAUAAUUYAGCACCRCAYAGUGCAGCAGUUGUGCCMAAUGAUGACAAGAUGCAAACUGAAAACAGUUCAUCAACCAUGGAUGAGGUUCAGCAAGAUGUUUGUUCAGAAAAUAACCAAAUAAAUCAUUUUGAUGAGUUGGAAUAUCCAAAAAGUUGUGAUGUUAUCUCASAGRAAACUAUURUUGAAUCACAUCCACAUGAACAUAAUUCAACAUCACCUGACCAAGAAAUUAGUAGUAGCACUAGUCUAGGAAACCAUGACAGUCAGGACAUAAAAGAUGAAGCUACUGACCAAAUUGCUCACUUGGAACAAGAAAACCUAAACAAUGAAAACAUUUCUGUAACUUCAGAAUUAGGAACUAAUGAAGAAUUGUCCAAAGAAGAUGCUAGUUGUUUGAAGGAGACAUUCAAAUGUGAUGUGUGUUCGCAGCUAUUUCGAAGUCCUCUUGGACUUCAAAAACAUAUAGAGUUUCACACAGAUGAUAGCCAUCUUUAUACAUGUACCAUUUGCUUCAAACAUUUUCAUGAUGAAAGCAGUCUACAGACUCAUCUUAACACUCACACCAAGAAGCGACCACAUAAGUGUUCAUUUUGCCCUAAAGCUUUUCGUGAUCCUGGUUCAUUACAGAAGCAUGUGCGGGUUCACACAGGAGAGAAACCAUACAAUUGUAAAGAUUGCUACAGGUCAUUUGCUGAGUAUAGCUCACUGCGCAAGCAUCAACGGGUACAUACUGGUGAACAGCCAUACAAGUGUCAAUAUUGCUCCAAAGCUUUCUCAAUCUCAGGCAAUCUUCAAAGGCAUAUUCUUAUUCACACUGGAGAGCGGCCUUAUAAGUGUAGUUUUUGUCCAAAAGCAUUUAAUAAUCCUAGUCAUCUGCGCCGCCAUGUAAAAAACCUUCACUUUAAGGGUGACUCUGUUAUUGAUGAAGCUAUGCUUAGUCACUAUGGCAACCCUGUUGCUAAGGCUUGUGAUGAACCAAUUGAAGAAGUCAUUGUGGAAACAACCCCUGAUACUCAUGGUGAGGUACUGUCAGAGAGUACUGAUCAAAACACUGCAACACAAGUUUAGUCUAACAAAUAUAGUGCAUUUUUGUGGAUAGUUUAGUUAAAAUCAGACAUAUCACAAUAGUUGCUCAUAAUUCUUAUGAGCUUUGUAUGUAUAUAAUGAGUUUUGUGGUGAUAUUUAACAUGAAUAUUAUAUGGUUAUUCUCAACAAAAUAUUUUGAAUCAUGACCUGUACAGUAUUUGUGACAAAAUGGUUUACAAGACAUGCUUAUAAUGUUUCAAUAAAAUUGUGCAAUCAUUCAAUUAAUUUCCUCGUGUUAAAGCCCAGUUCAAAUUGUUGAUUUCUGAGGCAACUUUUGCUUAGAUUUUUCAGGCAAUUUUCAAAAAUAUUAUAGAUUUUGUCUUAUCCAUGUGAAGAGACAUUUAGAAAGCUCAUCUCAGUACUGAAUAAAAUGUUUUAAGUUAAUUUGYUAAACAUUGUUCACUAGGGUCAAAAUGACCAACAAAAUUAAAGCAAAAAUCCCGUACAAAUCAUCAUAAAAUCAUUUCUGUGAACUGGCUAUAAAAAUGGUUGCUAUAGUGAUUUUGAGAUGUUGCUAUCAGAAUGUAAUAGACACURUAUUGCAGGGUUUUAUUGAACUAAGCAAUUGUCACCAAACAGGUUUUGUAAAAUAGAUUUAAUUUUGAAUAAUUUAUCAUCUAGUUAGACAAUAAGCAACAUUGUAACAACAGCAAUAUAUAAUGAUAAUAUAAUACUUGCAAGUAAUUUAUUAGGAUGAGUUAGUGAUUUCAUGCUCACAAAUCCUUAUCAUUGGAUUUUAUUACCAAUUUUAUAWGCUUUCUAAUGCUAAUGUAAACUAAGUAAAUUGCACACACUGCAGAAAAAAAAUUAAAUGAA